This is a messenger RNA of Neltuma alba, 5518 nucleotides long. RefSeq names its product sister chromatid cohesion protein PDS5 homolog B-A. Lineage: Eukaryota; Viridiplantae; Streptophyta; Magnoliopsida; Fabales; Fabaceae. Gene Ontology annotation, biological process: mitotic sister chromatid cohesion; DNA repair. Bases 113 to 5107 code for a protein of 1664 amino acids. Gene Ontology annotation, cellular component: nucleus; chromatin. The transcript is spliced from 33 exons. The record is from RefSeq and is a predicted model, not a curated record.
AACACAAACCCUCUCUCUCUCUUCCCCUCUCCCUGCUCAAACCUCACACUUCUUGCAACUUCAUGAAAAGAGCUUCGAAGACUUUGAAAACUGCAUCUUACUCUGUUACGACAUGGCUCUGAAGCCGCAGCAGCAGCUCAAGGAGUUGGGAUCCAAGCUGGACACCCUUCCCGCUACCAAGGAUGUUCUCAUCAAGCUCUUAAAGCAAGCUGCAGCUUGCCUUGUUGAAUUGGAUCAAUCGCCAUCAACUUCAACAUUGGAAUCACUGAAGCCCUUUCUAAAUUCCAUCGUUAAGCCAGAGUUGCUGAAGCACCAAGAUAGGGACGUCAAACUUCUAGUUGCAACCUGUGUUUGUGAGAUAACUCGGAUCACUGCACCUGAAGCCCCUUACAGUGAUGAUGUUCUACAGGACAUCUUUCAGUUGAUUGUGGGCACUUUUAGCGGUCUGAGUGAUACCAGUGGUCCAUCCUUUGGCAGGAGAGUUGCUAUAUUGGAGACUGUUGCAAAAUAUAGAUCAUGUGUAGUGAUGUUGGAUCUUGAAUGUUAUGAUCUGGUGAAUGAAAUGUUCAGUACUUUCUUUGCUGUUGCUAGAGAGGAUCAUCCAGAAAGUGUCCUAUCAUCAAUGCAAUCUAUAAUGGUUGUUCUUUUAGAAGAAAGUGAGGAUGUCCAAGAAGAUCUUUUAUGUACUAUACUGUCUGCCUUAGGUCAAGGAAAAAAUGGUGUUACUACGGCUGCAAGGAGGCUUGCUACGAAUGUUAUACAGCAAUGUGCAGAAAAGCUCGAACCUGGCAUCAAACAGUACUUGCUAUCAUUGAUGUCAGGAGAUACCAAGCCAGUGAAUGGUCAAGUUCAAUACCAUGAACUAAUUUAUGAUCUGUAUUGCUGUGCUCCCCAGGUGCUAUCAGGAGUUAUCCCUUAUGUGACAGGAGAGCUACUGACAGACCAUCUGGAAACCCGUCUGAAAGCGGUGAGUUUGGUUGGGGAUAUAAUCUCUCGUCCUGCGUCUUCCAUCCCUGAAGUGUUUCAGCCAAUAUUUUCAGCAUUUUUGAAAAGGUUAACGGACAGAGUUGUUGAGGUUCGCAUGUCUGUCCUUGAACACGUAAAAAGCUCUCUGCUGUCAGAUCCUUUUAGAGCCGAAGCCCCUGAAAUAAUCUCUGCCCUCUGUGAUCGGCUGUUGGAUUUUGAUGGUACUGUUCGGAAACAAGUUGUGGCUGUCAUCUGUGAUGUUGCAUGUCAUACUUUAAACGCAAUUCCUGUUGAAACUGUAAAACUUGUUGCAGAGCGCCUUCGUGACAAAUCUCUACUCGUUAAAAAGUAUACCAUGGAUAGAUUGGCCGAGAUAUACAGAGUUUUUUGUGAGAAGAGCUCUAACAGCUCAAUAAAUCCCCGUGAGUUUGAUUGGAUUCCAGGGAAGAUUCUCAGAUGUUUCUAUGACAGAGAUUUUAGAUCAGAUAUAAUUGAAUUUAUUCUUUGUGAGUCCCUAUUUCCAGCACAUUAUUCCAUUAAUGAUAUAGUUAAACGCUGGGUUGGGAUAUUCUCUGGAUUUGAUAAAGUGGAGGUCAAAGCUCUUGAGAAGGUACUGGAGCAGAAACAAAGGUUACAGCAAGAGAUGCAGAAGUAUCUUUCUUUUAGGCAGAUGGGUCAGGAUAAAGAUGUUCCUGAGGUUCAAAAAAAAAUUCUGUUCAGUUUCCGUGUAAUGUCUCGUUCAUUUGCAGACGCUGCAAAGGCCGAAGAGAGUUUUCAAAUUCUUGAUCAAUUAAAAGAUGCUAAUAUUUGGAAGAUUUUGACAAAUCUUGUUGAUCCAAAUACCAGCUUGCAUCAAGCUCACUCUUAUCGGGAUGAUUUGCUUAAAAUACUUGGUGAGAAACAUGGGCUCUAUGACUUCCUGAAGAACUUCUCUGUGAAAUGUUCUUACUUACUUUUCAACAAGGAGCAUGUAAAAACGAUUCUCUCAGAAGUUGUUGCAAACAAAUCUGCAGAGAAUGCAGAAUAUAUACAAUCUUGCAUGAAUAUAUUGGGGAUAAUUGCUCGUUUUUGUCCAUUUCUUCUUCGUGGCAGUGAGGAGGAACUUGUCUGUUUACUUAAGGAUAACGAUGACAUGAUUAAAGAAGGUGUUUUGCAUAUUUUAGCAAAGGCUGGUGGUACGAUACGUGAACAACUUGCAGUUACAUCAAGUUCUGUAGACCUUAUAUUGGAGAGACUAUGUUUAGAAGGUAGUCGGAGACAGGCCAAGUAUGCUGUGCAUGCACUUGCUGCAAUAACAAAGGAUGAUGGGCUCAAGUCUCUAUCUGUUCUAUACAAGAGGCUUGUGGAUAUGCUGGAGAAGAAAACACACCUUCCCGCUGUACUACAGUCUCUAGGAUGUAUAGCACAAACUGCCAUGCCUGUUUUUGAAACUAGAGAGAGCGAAGUAGAAGAAUAUGUGAUAAACAAUAUUUUGAAAAGUGAUAGUAAAGAUGAUGCUGGAGCAUCUUGGGAUGAUCAAAGUGAUAUUUGCAUGUUGAAGAUAUAUGGCAUUAAAACCUUGGUAAAGAGCUACUUGCCAGUUAAAGAUGCUCAUGUUCGUUCUGGUAUAGAUGGUCUUCUGGAUAUCCUUAAGAACAUGUUAACUUAUGGUGAAAUAUCUAGUGACAUACGUUCAAGUUCAGUUGAUAAGGCUCAUUUGAGACUUGCAUCUGCCAAGGCAGUUCUUCGUUUGUCAAGGCAGUGGGAUCACAAGAUACCUAUUGGUCUUUUUUACUUAACUUUGGGGACAUCUAAGAUUAACUUUCCUCAAGCUACUACGAUCUUCCUGAGCAAAGUACAUCAAUAUAUAAAAGAUAGGCUUUUGGAUGCCAAAUAUUCUUGUGCCUUCAUACUCAGCAUUUUUGAAUCCCAAGCAGAUGAGUUUGCAGAGGGUAAACAGUACUUAGCUGACAUUAUUCAAGUGCUUCAGCAAACAAAGGCCAGGGAACAAUCUGUGCAAUCUGAUGUGAACACCACUGUCACUUACCCUGAAUGCAUCCUUCCAUACCUUGUCCAUGCGCUUGCACACAAUUCAUGUCCCAUGGUUGAUGAGUGCAAGGAAGUCGAAACAUAUGAUAAUAUAUACAGGCAGUUGCACUUGAUUCUGUCUAUUCUACUACAUAGAGAUGAAGAUGCCAAGUCAGAAGCAACUAAUAACAAAGAUAAGGAGGUUAUAUCUACUAUUACUUCCAUCUUUCGAAGCAUCAAGCACUCUGAAGAUAUAGUUGACACAUCGAAGUCAAAGAAUUCUCAUGCUAUUUGUGACCUUGGAUUGGCAAUCACCAAACGACUAGUUCAGAAGGAUGGUGAUUUGGAAGGAUUGUCAACAUCAGUCACUCUGCCCUCAAUGCUAUACAAGGCGUGUGAGAAGAAGGAAGGAGAUGACUCUUCGGUUAGUGAAAUGAAAACCUGGUUGGUGGAUGAAAGUUCGUUGGCUCACUUUGAAUCACUUGAGCUAGAAAUGGUUCCAUCUGAAUUAGCUAAUGAUGAUGUUCUAAAGGACAGUGAAAAGGAUGGAAGCGAAGUGCCUCUUGGAAAAAUGAUAAAGCACAUAAAAUCUCAGGGAACCAAGAGAAAGAAGGUGAAAAAGAACAAGUCUAUGCCAGAUGAUAUGAAAAAGGCUGAAAAUGAUAUUGAUAUCUUAAAAAUGGUCAGACAAAUCAACAUAGAUAACUUAGGAAUGACUACUAAGUUUGAAUCGAGUAAUGGUCACGAAGAUCCUUUGAGCAAGAAAAUGCAGAAGGAAUCAGCUCAUGCAGUGAGUGGAAAACGAAAAUCUGGUGAAGAAACACCUAUCCAAGUGCCUAAGCGUAGGCGGUCGUCCUCAACUCCAGGAAGUUUCAGAUCGUCCAGUGGCAAUUCAAAGGCUUCUCUGACAGUUUCAGGAGACUCCCCUGAAGCCAAAUUACCCUCUGAUGCAAAACUUAUCCCUGAUACAGAUACCAAAACUAAGCAGAGAAGGAAGGUCAAAGGCAGUAAGCCAGGUUUAUCUGUGUCAUCCUCAAAACAGAAAGCUGAGGCCUCUGAAAGCUAUCAUGAUGAUGAGGCCUACAAAUCUGAUGAGCGUGACUUUAAGAGCACUGAUAAGCUAAAGAAAACUGACAAGGUUUCAAGUAGCAAUGCCAAGUCUUCCACAGGAUCUUCUAAAAAGCAGAAAAGAAAAAGUAUUGCAGGACUGUCAAAGUGUACAACAAAGGAAGGUGGAAUUGAUGCUGAAGACCUGAUUGGUUGCCGAAUCAAAGUUUGGUGGCCUAUGGAUAAGCAAUUCUAUGAAGGCACUGUAAAGUCAUAUGACUUACAAAAAAGGAAGCAUGUGAUAUUAUAUAAUGAUGGAGAUGUAGAAGUUCUCCGUUUGGAAAAGGAGCGCUGGGAGCUUAUUGACAAGGGUCGCAAAUCUGCUAAGAAGCUAAAGUCUUCCAAAAAUCUUUCUUCACCUCAAGUGUCAUCUGGUCAGAAACAUAAAGCCUCUGGUAGUUUGCAGAACAAAAAAUCAAAUAAGAUAAUUAAUGGUGAACAAUCUUCAAGAAAGAGUGUAACACUUGGAGAAAAAGGCAAGACGAAAAAUAAUUUUCACCAAGAGGAUAUUAAAGAGAGUUCUGAAACGACGAUGACAUCCAAAGCUGAUGAGACGGACUCAGGUGACUUUGGAGGGAAGCCGGCUGAAAUAUCAUCAGAUGUCGUAAGAAAAGUCAACAAAAGUAAAAAGAAAGUAAAAAAUAUUUCAAGAGGGAAGAAACUUAAAAAAGAGAAGAGCUUGAGUUAUAUGGAAGAAGAUUCAGAUGAAGAGAAGCAGGAAUAUGACGAAAGGCUUUCUGAGGACCCCCAAGGUGUUCAAAAUGUCGAAGAGAGUGGUUCAGAAGAGAGAGAAGCAGAUGAAUCAAGUGGAGGCAUGAGAGAGAAGGCAAAUGGAGAAGCGGAGUCUGAUUCUGAAGGGAAUCAAGGAGACAAUUAUUUUGAGGAGAGCGGUCCCCAAGAAACGGACCAAGCACAUAAAGAGUCAUCGAGUCUUGAUGGUGUCAGGAAUGCUGAGAUUUCCGAAGAUGAACCUCUUAGCAAAUGGAAGCCUCGUACUGGGAAGAAAAGUUCAGGCCAAAAGCGGUGAGCAGUUUAGCUGGCUGCAACAUUUUAUUCUUUUCAAUACGAAUUCAUAUGGGAGCUUGAAUGAAGAUGACUGCCACAUAACUUUAACACACUUGUAGUCACCCUGUAGAGUGUAAAAUACCAACCAUUCCUACGCCUAGAGAGAAAAACGAUAGAGCACUUAGGUUCUAGGUUAUGUCCAUCUUGUAUUAAUCUUAGUUAUUAUUAUUAGGUUUAGCUUAUGAUUCAUGAGGGUGUCGUUCGCCCGUCCAAUGUAAUUUGUUAUUUGUAUGAUAAAUGGGGUAUUGUGUACAGCUAGCUAUAGCUAUACGUGGGAAUAAUUGUACUUAGCAUAUUCUUACUUUCUUAACAUCCAUGAGAAUGAUGAUUUAAGUAUAAAUUUUUAAUCUUGUUCGUUGCUGUGUUUGACUUA